UAUAUUACGUGAGAUGUUUGUGUGAAAAUGGCGCCGUUAAGAACUCCCGCGGAUUUUACGGAGAUGGAUUUUUAUAACUUAUCAACACAGCCUUACGAGAGGCAUCAUUUGAGACACAGGAACCAUCCGAGGGAUCACGCCAGGAAUCAUUUGGCGGAUAUUUCUAAUUCUAUAAUGGAGGUUCUGAAUACGAAGUUUGUGCCGGAAAACGCUCUGCUACCGGACAUGGAGCCGUUAUCGACGCACAUGGAGACGUUUGAGGGCCACGAGAGGCUGAACAUCACGAUGAACCGGUCAGAGCUAGGUGUCGAGGAUGAGUUUAUCUAUCGGCACGGUGGCGCUAUGACAGCCGUGUACUGCGUGGCGUACCUGCUGGUUUUCAUUGUGGGUCUGGUGGGCAACCUGUUCGUCAUCGCCGUUGUGUACCGCUCGCCACGCAUGAGGACGGUCACCAACUUCUUCAUCGUGAACCUGGCCGUGGCUGACGUGCUUGUCAUCGUCUUCUGUUUGCCCGCGACGCUCAUGUCCAAUAUUUUUGUCCCAUGGGUGCUGGGUUGGCUGAUGUGCAAGACGGUUCCAUACGUGCAGGGGCUCUCCGUGGCUGCUUCCGUGUACAGCCUCGUCGCCGUAUCUCUAGACCGGUUCCUCGCAAUCUGGUGGCCGUUGAAAUGUCAAAUCACAAAACGUCGGGCCAGAAUGAUGAUCGUCUUUAUUUGGAUAUUCGCUAUCGUCGUCACUGUACCCUGGGUAUUCUUCUUCGACCUGGUCGUAGUCUUCGAUGAAAGCCCUCACGUCCACCUCUGCAUUGACGUCUGGCCCAAUCCUAUCAGCGAAGUCCUCUACUUCGUCAUCGGAAACCUCAUCUUCUGUUACAUCCUCCCCAUGGUCCUGAUAACGAUGUGUUAUAUACUCAUCUGGAUCAAGGUCUGGAGGCGCUCGAUCCCAACUGACACCCAAGAUGCCCAAAUGGAGAGAAUGCAGCAGAAAUCCAAAGUUAAAGUCGUCAAAAUGCUAAUUGCUGUUGUUAUAUUAUUCGUCCUCUCUUGGUUCCCACUAUACUUAAUAUUUGCUAGAAUUAAACUUGGUGGACCGAUUCAGAAGUGGGAGGAAGAGAUGUUACCAAUUGUGACGCCACUGGCUCAAUGGUUGGGUUCGUCCAACUCUUGCAUCAAUCCAAUACUGUACGCUUUUUUCAAUAAAAAGUACAGGAAGGGAUUCGUUGCGAUCAUUAAGAGCAGGAAGUGUUGCGGCAGACUCCGUUAUUAUGAAACCAUUGCUCUCCAAUCUUCGAGUACGUCCACCAGGAAAUCAUGGCAUUACAACAACCAUGCCUCUAGUACUCGUCGCUCGCCUCCCGUUGAUAAGAACGCUGUCUCAUUCAUAUUCAACCACACAGGAGUUUAAAAACAUAGCUCUAUAAGAUGGACACACUCGCAGUUAACUGUAU
This is a messenger RNA of Leptidea sinapis, 1447 nucleotides long. RefSeq names its product neuropeptide SIFamide receptor-like (gene BomSIFR). NCBI's taxonomy places the organism in Eukaryota, Metazoa, Arthropoda, Insecta, Lepidoptera, Pieridae. Bases 28 to 1404 code for a protein of 458 amino acids. The transcript is spliced from 3 exons. The record is from RefSeq and is a predicted model, not a curated record. Gene Ontology annotation, cellular component: membrane. Gene Ontology annotation, biological process: G protein-coupled receptor signaling pathway. Gene Ontology annotation, molecular function: neuropeptide Y receptor activity; peptide binding.